Austrofundulus limnaeus is the source of this 6783-nucleotide messenger RNA. It is a transcript of the gene c2cd3, whose product is annotated as C2 domain containing 3 centriole elongation regulator. The transcript has 33 exons. Gene Ontology annotation, biological process: protein localization to centrosome; cilium assembly; centriole elongation. Gene Ontology annotation, cellular component: centriole; microtubule organizing center; centriolar satellite. The record is from RefSeq and is a predicted model, not a curated record. The coding region runs from base 202 to 6702 and encodes 2166 amino acids. Lineage: Eukaryota; Metazoa; Chordata; Actinopteri; Cyprinodontiformes; Rivulidae.
UUUUUACGAAAGCGCGACUUGUUGCUCCCCGGAUGAUUUUUUUUCGCGCUGCCGUUUGUUUUGUGUAGUAGUUUGUGUGUUUGCGACUCAUUCAGCUUUGUUAAGAGGAUUUUUAUUUGUCCAUAAAAAGAAAAUAAACAUGUCUGCCGACGGCUCGGACGAUGUUUUAGACUGGCUGUCGUUCACGGACUGUUCUUAGGGAUGAAGAACAAAAAACAGAAAAAAAGAAAAGCCCCCAGUGAUGUGCCCCCAUCUACCAGCCUCCCACCUCUCGUUGAGGGCCAGCUGAGGUGCUUCCUGCGCGUGACGAUAAGCCGGGUGUUAUGGACCGUUCACAAGCCUCCACCUCCAACGUUCAUCAGGCUGCGCUGGUGGGGAGAGUCGUCCAGUGGGACACACUUCUUUCCCAGAGAUGGAUCACAACUUUCUCAAAAAAACAUCAAGACCACAGCUCAUUUCCCCAUCCGCUGCGGGCCAAAACAGUUCACGUCGUAUCUUACAGAUAUGGGCUCUUUGGUGCUUGAAGUCCUGACAAAACCAGAUCAUCUACCAAUUGCUCGGGCUCAAGUUGCUGGUAUCUCCCGUCUAUCUCUGUCGCAACCAAUCAGUGGAUUUUACACUCUUGUUUCCCCAACAUCUGACAAGCUAGGAGAGGUGCAAGUUUCCCUGAGUUUGGAGCCCCUGACAGAAGCCUAUGACAGCAGCAGCUCAGGUCCCGCCACAGACGCCGUCACCGAUGGGACCACGCUGACUGUGCCCUCACACCACAGAUCCCCUUCAGCUGGCAGCGGGAAAGAAUCAGCUGGGAGCAGUGGUAGAAACACACCGAGAGGAAAAGACCACCUGUAUUUCCAAAAUGUCCAAAAAGACAAAGAGGCAGUGGAGAACCAGAUUCCUACCUCAAACAAAUCUCUCAUCAGUCGAGGUGUUGUCAAUCACUCGACUGAGAACUCUUCCCAUCUUCAUCCAUCAGAUGAUAUAAUCUCAGUUAUUUUGGAGCGUGGAAACAAGCUCAGAAACGCAAUGGUUGCGUCAGCUUUAAAAUGUGACGUGGACUCCGCUCCACAUCUGAAAGAAAGUCCUCUGCCUCUCCCUACGGACAACAUUCAACUUCCUGACAAGUCCUUUCCUUCUCCUGCUGGUAUGUUCCUUCAAGACAUCCUUCACGCAGAUUCAGCUCAGAAGCCGUCUGAUGACGCAGCUUUAGCCGCAGACAGCUGCUUGGGCUGUCCCGCUGACAUGGACAGGAGAGCUGUGGAGCUGCUCCUCGGCAGCCCUGUCACAUCUUCAGCGCCGCUCUGGGGUCUACAAGGCUCCCCCCCUGACUCCCUCUCUGGCCACAGCAGCCUGUGUGGAGACAGCGAGCUCAGCGAUCCUCUGUACGAUCAAAGCUUACUGGAAAACCUGUUCUACAAAACUCCUAAUUCAGAUCCUAAUCCAGAUGAUGCUGACAAGGAGGGUCAAAAAAUAAAAUUAACAGCUGAGAAUCCAGCAAACAAGCUGACACAUUCUGGACCCAAUGAAAGUCUAAAUCCAGAUUGUCAACAAUCUGCAGACCGUAGUGAUGUCAGCCAUCUUCCGCUCAGCGUGGAUCAUCUCUCUCUGCUGAGUUUAAUUCGAUUUGUAAAAGUGACCAUCGACUCCUUGAUGUUGCCUGCAGGCGGCUCAAACAUCAGAAAAGCUGCUAAAGGGAAACGGCCGCGAUCAUUAUCCAGCCAGAAGUGUACGUAUUUUGUUGAGUACGUUUUCCCAAAGACUUCAGCUUCCAAUCAUCCUGAUCGCAGUAAGGCAGGAAGUGAAGAGGUGACCAGAGCUGUUUCCAGUAAAGUUAUCAGUGGAGCUGUGAAGUUCCAUCAGGUCUCGGUGUUUCCGGUCCGCUUCAGUACAGCAGCGAUCAGACGGUGGUGGGAAACUGAUCUGAUCUUUACGAUUUACUCACGGACAAACAAUCAGAAAAAACCUGUGGCCGUCGGUAAGGCAGUUCACCCUCUCCGCUGUUCGCUGCAGAGCAAAGAGCUCCAUCAGUCGCUUGUAGUUCCUGUGCAGAGCUCCGAGAGGUUCCAUCAAACACAGCAGAUGGGACCUCUCAAGGUUUCCAUAGAGCUGGGAACACACAGCAUAAAUGUCUCCUCUGAAAAGAAUAAAAAACUGACUUGGAAAGACACGUCAGCUUUACAGAUUCCGCCCAGUCCUGAGAGAGAAACUGUUUCUAGACCCCAGCGUGCCGACACUGGAAGGGAGGCGUUCUCGGACAGCUCUAGACUGAAUGUUUGGACUCCUCAGAAACCUUCAGAGGAGCCCUCAUCUCAUCCUGGGGUCCAAACGUCUCCUUUUAAAUCACCCCAUUGGCUGGAGGAGGAUCCUGAGGUCCUGCUCCACGCCUUGCUCAUGGUUCCAGACGGGAAGAACUUCAGCUGCGGGCCUCUGCAGGCUCCAAAUGUCUACUUGAACUGUAAACUGUUUUGGUCUGAUGAGACGGCAAGAUCUGCUGUCAGCUGGGCUCAGACAAACCCGACUUUUAACUUUGUUCAGGUGACACCAGUGGCCUUAACAACCAAACUUCUGGAGCGGAUGAAGAAUAACGUGAUGGUGAUCGAAGUGUGGCAGAAAACAGGACAGUCCAGUCUGGAUCGACUCUUUGGCCUCGUUAAAUUACCUCUACACCAAUUUUACAUGUCGUUCAGGGACCCAAAGAUCAGCCAGCUGCUUCUGCAGGCGCAGUACCCUGUUGUAGGGGUGGACAGCCACAUGCCUGUCAUCGAUGUGUUCUCAGGAAGCUGUAGAGGAAACCUCAGGGUUCUUUUAGCUAUGGGUCGAUCGGAGCAGAUAAUUUCCCUGCAGCGCACCAGGGAUGACGAGUGUCAUUUUUUGUCUCAUUUGGUGAGACCUGUCCAUAUGCUUGAUCACCAGUCACACUCGCAAACGAAGGUGAAAACGUCACAAGUGGAGGUUAUGACAGAGCACGUGUUUGUAAUAAGAGUGGAGAAGGUCAGUGGGUUGAUGCCUCUGCAGUCCACCGUGUGGGGGGAGGCUGACUGCUACGUCAAGUACAGUUUUCCCUGCCAGGAGGGUGACGUUGCUGCAGAUAUGGACCAAAGCCUCAUAGAAAGCAGUUCAAACCUGAAGCCGUUUCGCACCACCACCACCCUCUGUGUUCCUGACAUGAUGUUCGGUCACGCUGAGACUCAUGUUCUUCUGGCCCCUGAAGGAGUUCCUGUCCAGAAGCUGCUGCUCAGCUCUUUGUCAGCUCAGGGUCUUAGUGAUGGAGGGGGCAUCCUGUUUGAAGUGUGGUGCAGAUAUUAUUAUCCAAACGUCAGAGAUCAGCUUGUAGCCAAAGGAUUGCUUCCUCUGUCUAAACUCUGUGCCAUGGUCACCAUGCAGAGACAACAUCCUAACCAGGCCCAGAUGUUCUCCCUGCCCCUGAUUCCCAGAACCGAGGGUCCCACAGGAUUUCAGCCUCAGCCCUCUGGCCUUCUAGACGUGUACGUUCAUUACAAGCACAGGCCUGUGAGAGCUGAAGGAAAGGCUGUUAGAGGAGCUGCUUCCCGUGUUGUCACUGUUGUGGUUGAAGUGCACAGAGCAGCUGGGCUGAAGGCAGCAGCGAGAGCGAUAUCAGAAGAAAAUGAAAAGUUCAGCCACUUUGCAGACGUCGGAGUGAACUCUUUUGUGACGGUUCAGCUUUCCUUUUUACCCGAGAGUGAGAGGAAGUGUACCCGGACCGCAGCCAGGACCUUCUGCCCUGAGUUUGAUUACCACAUGGAGGUUUCCUGUGACCUGCUGCUGCGCAUGAGCAGCGGGGAAACCUGCAGCCUGGCUGAGCAGCUGGAACGAGCCUCUGCUGUCUUCACUGUCUGGAACAGAGGAAGCCACAAAGUGAAUGUCUCUAAUCCUGAUGAGGUGAUGCUGGGAACAGUGAAAGUACCGCUGGCAGAUCUGAUCUAUAAAAUAACAGGUAUUUCUGGCUGGUUUGGGUUGUAUACAACUCUAGACAGAAGCCCUCAGCAUCAGGACCUUUUGGUUGGAGGCCUUGAGAUUUCCAUCAGCUUCGCUCAUCCCUCAGACAGAGAAAGGGUCGUUAAAGCUGCUCGGGACUUGGGCUGGGAGCCCCCCCACCGUGACCACGAUGAAGAACGCUGGGAAGAAAGCCCGAGAAAACUCUCCCUGACGUUCUCAGUACCUAAAGCCUGGCUGCCGGUCCACUGCCUGCUUCCGCCGGGCCUCAGCGAGCUUCAGCGCCCCACUUACUGCUACCUCAGGUGGAAGUUCUUCGACCAGGACGCCUUCUGCUCCGUGCUGAAACAUCCCUGCGUCGAGGAAGAUGGGCGGGGAAGCCGAGCCACGGUUAGUUUUGAAGGCAGCAGGACUGUGGAUGUCAGACUGACUCAGCCUUUAAAGUGGUACCUGCGAGAGGAGAGGCUGGAGGUGCAGCUGUGGGUGACGUUCAAUAAAAACAGGACCGUGAGGCCGAGUGACUCAGACCGACUGGUGGGCUCAGCGUUUGUCAAUCUGUCCUCUCUUGCAAAGACUCCAAAGCCGAAGCUGACUCUCAGUGGGAUGUACCCGCUCUUCAUGCGCUCCGCGGCCGAUCUACAAGGUGCAGCUCUCAGGGUGCACAUCGUCCUGACGGCUGGUUCUGUUCCUGCAAACACGUUGGCUGAAUGCGACACGCAGGUGGACUCCGACAGUCAGGAGGAGCUUUCCUUACAGGAAGUGGAAGUAACAGAUCACGACCGUUCCUCCGGUUCGCACGGGAAAUCACACACACCAAGCAGACAGAAGGGUGGAUCCUUCAGAGCGACUCCAGACAUCACGUCUGUGCAUCGGGCAGAGCUGACUGUGGACGAGUCUUUCUCUGUGACCGUGGCAGUGGACCGGGCCAUGCAUCUAAAUCUGAAGGGUUGUCCUCUAGCAGAGCGCAGUGAAGAAGCACCUUGUUGCUGCGUUUCGUACGUCACAGCUGAUUCUGCUGAACCAGUGUCCACGGCUGUCGUGGCCAACUCCCACUGUCCUGUGUGGGACCACCAACGCGAGUGCAGACUUUCCAAGGAGCUGCUGGUUGAUCCACAACAAUCUUUUGUGUUGAAAGUCUGGCACAAAGGAGAAAUAGAGCGGGUGAUUGGGUUUGCCUGCGUGGACCUCUCUCCAUUACUCUGCGGUUUCUCGUCGGUGUGCGGCUGGUACAACAUCACAGACUUCAGCGGCCAGUGUCACGGUCAGAUUAAAGUGUCCGUAACUCCUCUGAAGGGAGUCCAGGAGCUGCGCGGGCAGAGAAAAACGGUUUCUGAAGAAGCUGCAACGCACUCACCGGGCAUUCCUCUCAGCUACCAAACCACAGCCAUGUACAGCAGCUUUCCUUCCCACAUCAGCAGAUUCCCCGAGCAGAAGAUCUCCUCACCCAGUCACACAGACAGGCUGUUCUCUGAAAGCAGGCCCGGUGAGAGUGAGCGUCACUCUCAGCACAUGGACAAGGUCAGAUUUUACCAUCAGAGUCUGCAAGAACAGUCAGCCUCUCACUCUGUUUGCAGCACCUCAGCCAGUGACGUUAAUCCUUCCAGCUCCGUGUUGUUUUCAGCCCUCAGGAGAAAACUAGGCGAGCUCGACAACAUUCAGAAAUACUUCAAUCAAAAGCUUUCGACUCCUUUGUUUCCAUCCAUGACUGAGCAGGACCGGCACACCCAAGCUGAGGCAACGAGGAACUCAGAGACCGACACAAGUCAGCUGCUUCUCAAGUCCAACCAGUUAGUAGGAGAAGUCAACGACAUCAUCAGUGGUCUGAAGAGACACCACCAGGAAACGAUCCCUUCUAACGCACUAAGUGGCUCGAUGAGCCCGCCUGUAGAACACGACAGCCCUCAGAUCAUCCCCGAGAGCAUCUCCAGCCCACACGGAGUCAUCGACGUCGUGUCACCUCUCCCGUCGCUGCCCACAGAGAUGUCUGAGGACCACACGAACUCUGAGCCCGAGGAAGAAAAGGACGGACAAAACAGCAACAUUUCAGAAGAUGAACAGAAAGAGGAGACGAGUUUCAGGCAGGACGAGGAAGAAGAGGAGUACGAGGAUUACGAGGAGGUUGUGCUGAAUCCGAGACCUCUUAACGAGGUGACCUCGUUAACGGACAGAACCAGCCCUUGGACCAGCAUCCUGUCAGACCCUGAGCUGGUUUCUGUGGAGAGCACUGAGGCACCAAAAGACUCAGAUUUGAGUGAGGCUGAGGGUGAGAAAAGACUCGGCUCUGAAGGAGAACACAGAGCUCACAGCUGCGAUGGUUCAGACGGAGAACCUUCAGACACGGAGAGAAAUAACGAAGGGACGCUUCGAGAAGCUGAGUUAAAACCAAACAGCCCCGACAAGAGCUCAGUGGACUCCGAUUCAUCAGCAACGCCCCCACCUGACCCUGACACUCCUGAUGUCUCAGGACCUCAAGACAGCGAAGAUACAGAGCUCCAAACCUCUCUGCCUUUGGAAGUCCCUAAUUUCUUCCUCCCCUCUCACCAACUCGAGGCGUCGUUGAGAGUCAUUCGUUUAGCGCCGUCUUUUUCCAAAACCCUAGAGUCUGGCCAGAACUCCUCACAUCAUGGCCUCGUCCCGCCUCGCAGACGUCCUCGGCACCGGCCCAACAUGUCACCUUCAUCCAUGAGGAAAGAAACAGAAAGAAUAGCAAAAAUAUUCUCAGCUCAUUUUGACCAUAGUCCUGCUUCCUGAUCUUCAUCUAAACAAUCAUGUAAAUUAAAUGUUAGAUUUUGUAUUUUUAUAAAUAAAAUGUUGAUUUUUCACCUCUUUAAA